CUGAUAGCUGCAUUGUACCACUCAAGAGAUCGGUCACGAUCUCGACCUCGAACCAUCGCCUCGCUGGCAACCAACAUGAGCAUCGCCCUGCGCGAACAUGGACGAUCCUUGGGGCUCGCCUUGGUCAUCAAACACGAUCUCCAAGCCAGAUCCGACGCUGUCGCCGCCGAAAAAACUACUCAGUCCGCCGCCGAAGGCCUUCUUCGGUAGCACGUUGAGCCUCUCGAGCCCGUCGCCCUGGGCAGAAGAUGCCGGUCGCGGAGAUUGGACGUCAGAGCAGCCGGACUCUGCCGCGAAUACACUCGACUGGGGAGCAUGGGCGGACCCGUCUUCGCAGUCCUCUCAACCGAGCCCACGGCUGGGCGUGCUAGGAAAAGGAGGCUCGAACGCGUGGCCGAGUAGCACCGCGACCUCCCCCUCUCUUAGGCCGCUUCCUCGAUCUCGAACCUCCUCUAUAUUCCGAUCUCAUUCUCCAGAUCCGUGGGCGACGGAAUUAUCGCUGCAGGACAGGAGAAGAGAUGCCUCGGCAACGUCGGCAACGCCCAGCAAGUCCACCGGUACAAGUCCUCGGGACGAGUCGGCCGAGAUACCCACACCCCAUGUGGAAAAGCAAAACAGUAUAGAGGGCAUCGGGCUGGGAGUGGAUAUUAUCGGGUCAGAAGGAGAGGCCGAAAGAACAAUAGACACCGGAUCGAGCGUAUGGGAACUCUCACGGCCGUCGACAAGUCCGCGGGAAUCUCGUGAUCUCGAUGCCGAUUCCGCGCCCAAAGUAGAGGUUCAGGAUUUCCACUCUAGGCCGUCCUCCACCUUCUCGCGAGAUAGCUACAAUGGAGCCGACCGCCAGGAUUCGCCUAUUACUUCCAUCGACGAAGACCCUAGGUCGCGUCUACGGAUCGCGUCUCGAAAGGCAUCCGGGAAAGUUCAGGAACUUGUGGGGAUGUAUGAUGGCUUGGCAAAAUCCAUGCUUGAAGAACUGCCCACGUCGUCACGGCCAGGAUCUUCGAGGAGGGACGGGCAAGAGAGAUCGUCAAGUCGGGCCCGAAGCGUAGGUGCGGCAGAUGACGGGGAUUUCGGUGACUUUGAAGAUGCGAAAAGCGUGAAUGAGAAACUGGCACCAAAUUCAAGUUCCACUUUGGCCUUUCCCGACAGAUCAUCAACGCCUAAAGACCUGUCCCGGGAUGCAAAACCGGUACGAGGGUCUAUUAAUCAGCGAUCCACGACGUCAGGAAAGGCAUCGGCGCCGGUUCGACAGCUUAUGGAGAAAUUUGGGCCCAUAAGAUUCGAUACCGACCUCCAGUCCAUCGAGAAACUGUUUCCAGACCUCCCGCACAAUAUCAGUGACGAUACAAAAGAACCCCACAACAUUCCCGAGCAUAUCAUCAAUGAUAGCUUCGAAACCAUUUCGGAGCGUAAAGCAUGGUACCGAAUAUCCCGUUACGGAUCAGUCCGGAAGCAUGACUCUGGAGACGAGGACAAUUACCAUCGUGUGGAGUGGUCGACCUCGUAUUUACACAGCGAAACCAUAAAAAUAGUCCGGAGGUGGAUGGAAGAGGAUUCGAUUGCGGGACGAGUUACGCUAGGAGCCGGGAAGCGCACAAGCGUGUUUAACUGGGACUCUGCCGCAGCUCCUGUGGACUUGGGCAAGGUAUUUGCCCGAAAGGCUUCGUCUGCUACCCCCCCGCGGGCGAGUUCAAAAGCGUUACCGGAUCCAGGCUCAGAACGCCCGGCGCAUCCCGUAGCCUUACGUAUCGAAACCAGAAAAUCGAUCAAGAGUCCGAUCGAGCCCCCACCUGCAACCGGCGCCAGUUUUGGUUGGGGCUCGAGUGCCGUCAAGUCGCCGCCCCUCCCCGGACCGACUCCCAGCAACAACAGGGGGGGUAAACACGUGCCAUCCAUCAGCCAACCUGUAUCCCUACCAGCCAAAACCGAGGCUAAACCCAGCGUCACCUCCCCAACGCAGCAGCAGCCAAGCCAGAGCGAGCUUAUCUCGGAUGACGACGACGAUGAAUGGGGUGAGAUGGUUUCUUCUCCUCGAGUGGAAUCCCAACCGGGCCCUACCUUUGUCGCGCAAUCACUUAGCGCCCUAAACGGUAUCGCAUCAGCGCAGGCUAGCUCUACCGCUGAUAGCCCAGGUCCUAGCGGUAAAUCGACACAAAUACCCUCUGUUACCGAUCUGGGGGAUGGCCGGGGUCCAAAGCAGAUUCCCAGCCGGGUAGGCCCGUCGAAUAUAGAAGCGCAAAGGGUGGCUUUGUGGCCCAUCGAGGAUUUCUCCGUCUUUGAAAACGCUGCUCAGAUGGCCACGUCGCCAAAACGGAACCAGGAUCCUUGGCCUUUAGACGGCAUUCCGGUCCUCGGAUCGCCCACAACAACGGCGUCAGCAGCUCAAGGAGCAGGCGUAGCCAAAGCCAAACCGACGUCGGGCGCGAGCCAGCCUCGCGAAAAGAGUGCGCGGGCGGACACGGGGAAGACAGCAGAUGCCACACCCCCGCUGACGGCCGUGCUCGGCCCGAUCCAGAAAGACCAGCAACGAGAUCAAGACGAGAUCGUUCAACGCGUUGUUAAAAACCUGCCUGACCUGUCAUAUAUGCUGCGUUAGUUAGUUUAUGUCUUGGGAGGUGCGGCGAUCAGUAUAAGCAGUUGAUUACGACGGCAGCCGGGGACGGGAGAUCGGAUAGGGACGCGAGCGUUUAAGGAAAACAAAAGGGCGCCGAUAGUACACGGGUUUUGAAUGGGCAAACAUCACUGCAGGCGUCUUGCGGUCUCGGGAAUUGAGAUGAUUCCAUUCUUUCC
Messenger RNA from Durotheca rogersii, 2790 nucleotides. RefSeq lists its product as uncharacterized. The transcript has a single exon. NCBI's taxonomy places the organism in Eukaryota, Fungi, Ascomycota, Sordariomycetes, Xylariales, Xylariaceae. The record is from RefSeq and is a predicted model, not a curated record. Bases 98 to 2596 code for a protein of 832 amino acids.